This is a messenger RNA of Pseudomyrmex gracilis, 3975 nucleotides long. RefSeq names its product mediator of RNA polymerase II transcription subunit 25 (gene MED25). Gene Ontology annotation, cellular component: transcription regulator complex; mediator complex. NCBI's taxonomy places the organism in Eukaryota, Metazoa, Arthropoda, Insecta, Hymenoptera, Formicidae. The record is from RefSeq and is a predicted model, not a curated record. The coding region runs from base 391 to 3027 and encodes 878 amino acids. Gene Ontology annotation, biological process: positive regulation of transcription by RNA polymerase II. The transcript is spliced from 15 exons.
UUUUUUUGUCUAUAAUCACGCCUUUUCUUGUCCUCAAUGUCCACACACGUAGCUGAUGACUAAUUUUUCUUUAUGCGUUCUUAACUCCAAGCGGUUAGAUAAAUGGUUGACGUGACGCGAUUUCUCGUAAAAUUUUAUUUCUUUAAAUGAUAGUGUUUUUGGUAUUUUUUAUGUGAAAGAGUUUGUGUUUGAGUAAAACAAUCAAAGAUGUAUCACAGAUGUGUGACGUAAACACUUUUACACAUAUUUUUCUAUAGUUCUUUACCGUUCUUCGAUAUCUUUGUAGACGAAGAAACAGUUUAUUUGGAAUUGUACAUUAAAAAUAUACACACGUAUAUUACAGCAAGUGACUUUUACAUACGCUUAUAUAAAUUGUAAAUAUAAAUAACAAUGGUAACAGGUCCAUCUGAACAUGGAAUACAAGCAGAUGUUAUAUUUGUCAUUGAAGGGACAGCUGUUAAUGGAGCAUAUCUCAAUGAUCUUAAAACAAAUUAUCUUAUUCCAACACUGGAAUAUUUUAGUCAAGGUGGCAUAGAAGAUCGGGAAUAUGUCUCUGAAAAUACAACAACAUUAUAUGGGGUAGUUGUUUAUCAUGCUGCUGAUUGUUUGCCAGCACCUUGCACAGAGACUCUUGGACCUUAUUCAAGUCCUCACAAGCUGCUGAUGAUUCUGGAUAAGCUUGAAAUGCUUGGGGGGAAAGGAGAAUGUUUUGCAAAUAUCGGUGAAGGUCUAGCCACAGGAUUACAAUGCUUUGAAGACUUGCAAUUGAGACGAGAACCUAAUACAGCAUCACAGAAGCAUUGUAUCUUGAUAUGCAAUUCACCACCAUAUCAAACUAUGAUUCAGGAAUCUUACAAAUUUGCUGGUCAUACCAUAGAACAAUUAGCUACCAUUUAUCAAGAAAGAAACAUCAAUCUCUCUAUAUUGUCACCUAGAAAGAUUCCAGCGUUGUACAAGUUAUUUGAGAAAGCCGGCGGUGAUUUGCAGUCCUCGCAGACGAAAAACUAUGCCAAAGAUCCGCGACACUUGGUACUUUUGAGAAAUUACAACUUAAAGGAACGACCUGUUAGUCCUCAAAUGGGCGGUAACGUUCACAACACCGCGGCCACCGCGGCACAAAUUCCUUUGAGUCCGUUACAAAGCAACGACAGUCCGAACACAAACCAGGUACAACAGAAUAUCGCCCCGCCGAAUCAACAACAAGGUCCACCUUACAGAAAUCCAACGCCUCAGAAUAUUACUUCUGUGCAUCAAACUGUAACACCAUCUCUGGCUGCGCCAAUGAACGCCGCGCGUCCGAGUUACAAUACUCAAAUAGCUGCGCCACCGAAUUAUCAUGGACCAGGAAUGAACAUAGCCACAAGACCAAGAUGGAUACGACCAUUCAUAGCACCAGGCGCGACCGCACCUGCAAAUACGCAAAGUAGUGCAUUAAUAGCGCAACUGACGCAACCGCCUUCGUCGUUAGGACCACUUAGUGCUGUAGCUGCUUUUAAUCAAAGAUUGGAUGUAACUGGUAAUAACGUUAUAUCGGCGAAUCCUCAACAACAACAGCAGCAACUUACGCCGCAGCAACAACAGUUGCGAUUAACAAUGCAGUUGCAACAGCAACAGCAACAACAACAGCAGCAAAACGCUCAACAAGCCACUAUGUCCGUUCAGCCAACUCAUAGUCAACCAGGGUCACAGUUCACCAUGUCUUGCAUUAGCCAAUCUGUGCCUACUCAAGUGCCACAAACUGUUACAGCUGCGCAACAAGCGCAAGUCUCCGUGUCUUCCAUUACACAACAAACUAAUCCUCAAGCACAAAAUACUGCACCUUCUGUUAUAACUCGUCAAAAUGUCUGGCAAGGUCUUCUAGAAUGGAUCGAAAAACCCAAAAAUGGAGAAGGCCAAACAAAGCAGACAAGACAGGUCCCUGUUCACGUCUCGUGUAAUGUGAGAGACGGAGAACCAGAUGUGAAAACGGAAGCGUGGCCGUCAAAAUUGAUAAUGCAAUUGAUGCCAAAACAACUGAUCGGAAAUAUCGGAAAUGCAUUCUUAAAGAAUUCUAAAUCCGUUCUCUUUCAUCCAACGCCGUGUGAAGCACUGGAAAGUUUGACAAAAAUGAUGUGUUCUGGAUUUGCGGGUUGCGUUCAUUUUACUCCAUCAAGUUGCGACAUAAAAGUGAUUAUACUAUUGUACACUUCGGAGAAAAAAGGUUACCUGGGUUUUAUUCCGACUGAUCAAGUAGGAUUUGUGGAAAAGCUUCGUAAAGUGAUACAGCAACAGAAAAAUAAUCAUCAAGCAGCAACAUCUAAUCAAACUGCCAUGAGACACGGACAACAAGCAAAUCCUGGGCCAGGAAAUACCAUUCCCGCUUCUAUGCCCAGCACAGGUACGCAAAAUAUCCUUAUGUCUCAAACAAAUACUAUGGCGAUGGGCGGAGGUCAGAUAACCCAAAACGUUGUAUCUACCGCAAACGCUCUUCCGCAAACAUUAAGUUCGACUAGUGGACCACAGCAACAAAUAAAUAUGCAGAAUACUGGAAUUAGCGGUCCUCAAACAAACACUGGUGCCGGGACUAUGAUCAACCAGCAACGACCUCCGUUCGACGAUAUAGAGAUGGCUAGACAUCAAAAUUUGUUAAAGAUUCAACAGUUGAGACAAACGUUGGAAGCUGCGCAACAGCAAGAGGCUCAAUACAAGUCUCAAUUAGAAGUUAAUAUUCAGCAAACUUUGGAAGUUGCGCAGCAACAAGAAAUGCAAUAUAAGCAGCAGCUUGAAGCGCAACAGGCACAGAGGGGCCUCAAUCCGGCAGCUAUGUCCAACCAACAAGCAAACACCCAAAGAUUGAUGCGUCCUGUUUCCACAAAUAAUCUUGGUCUUAGGCAUUUACUACAACAGCCUCAACCUCAGUACAGACAGUUUCCAGUGCAACAGUCAAUGGUAGGUCCGAGAGGACAGAUAGCAACGAGGCCGAUAGCACCCGGUAAUGCGCAAAAUCAACAGUUCGAAGAUGUCUCGAAUUAUGACUUUCUUGGAUAAGUUAUUUUAUAUCUUUCUCGGUAUAUGUAUCAAUUAUUAAUUAUAUUUAAAUAUAACGCGUAUAACGAAAAAGUUUUAUAUUUAUGACUAUAAUUAUCUGUAAGAACUGCACACACAUUUAUACACACAUAAAAAUAUGCGUGUAUAAGCGUACAUAAAAACCUUCAAUAAUUCAUUUCGCGAGAACGAAAGGAGCUGAUUAGCUACCCUUCCAAUAGUUGAAGUAGGAGAGUGUAGUACGUAUCGGUAGAAGCUCCUUCUCUUCUCGAAAUGCGAAUUAUUGAAGGCUUUCGUACAAUACAGUAUCAAGUUCUAUAAAAUUUAUAAGUUUGAAUCAUGUAUAUACAUAUAAAUAUAUAGCAAGAAAUUUAUAUAUGGAGAUAUAGAAUAAAUGCAUUUUAAUAAUUGUGUAUACACAAUAGAGAAUUCAUAUCUUUUUACUUUUAACUUAUCGGUACUUCAAGAUCACCUUUUUGUAUAUAUUUUUUACACUUCUCUCGACUUAUUUCACCUAUGGUAUCUCCACUUUUAUUCAAAAACAUGAGCAGAAUGAAAAUGCUACGUGUGCAAUUGCGUAAAGCUAUUGCAUGUGACAAAAUUUUAUUCGUAACUGUGAAGUUGUAAAUUGUAAACAUUGUAAGCAAAUCAAUCUCUGUCACAAGCCAGCAUUUUUUAUGUUCGCGAGAAUUCUGGCAUAUGGAUUAGUUGAUUUGCUUACGACUUUACAUAUACGAUUAGAAUUUUAACAAGUGCAAAAAUCUUAAAAAGCUUUGCAACACCAAAAAGAAACAGUGUAAGUUUUAAUAAUUUUAUUCUUGCGCAUGCUGGAGUAUUUAUGUGCUCGGAAAGAGUCGCAGAAACGGUUGCAAAGCGCGUUAAAUACAUAAAAAAAGAAAAAAGUAAAACAUUUUUAAGCAAGAGUAAAAAACAGCAAAAAUAAAGAAAUAA